AUGGAUUACAAGAGUUUGUUUGAUGUCAAGGAUAAGGUUGUCUUGGUCACUGGUGGUUCAAGAGGUAUUGGUGAAAUGAUUGCCACUGGUUUUGUUGCUGCUGGUUCCAAAGUAUACAUUACCAGUCGUUCUGCUGAUGUCUGUUACAAGGUUGCCAAAGAAUUGACUGCUCAAGGUCCUGGUCAAUGUAUCGCCAUUCCUGCAGAUCUGCAAAAGAAGUCUGAAAUUGAACGUCUCGUUGCUGAGCUUUCUCAAAAAGAGGAUCAUCUUGAUGUAUUGAUCAAUAAUGCCGGCGCCAACUGGAAUGAAUCAGUUGAGACAUACCCUGAUGAUGCCUUUGAAAAGGUCGUCAACUUGAAUUUGAAGCGUAUUUUCACAUUGACUCAAGCUUGUCUUCCUCUUUUGACAGCCAAGGCAUCAAGAGAAAACACAUCCUCUGUUAUCAACAUUGGCUCCAUUGAUGGUAUCCGAGCUCCUCCUCAGGAAACCUACGCUUACUCUGCAUCCAAGGGCGGCCUCCAUCACAUGUCUCGCCAUAUGGCUGGCAAGAUUGGUUAUAAGGGUGUCCGUGUCAAUGUCAUUGCCCCUGGUGCUUUCCAAUCCAAGAUGAUGAAGGCUACCUUGGACAAAUUCCACGAUCAAAUUGUAUCCAAAUUGGCUGUUAAACGUAUCGGAAGUAUGGAAGAUAUCGCAGGUACCUGUAUCUAUCUGUCCUCAAGAGCUGGUCAAUAUACUAACGGUGCUACUGUUACCGUGGACGGCGGCGCUAUUGUCUCUACUGCCAAUUUGUAA
Mucor velutinosus is the source of this 792-nucleotide messenger RNA. RefSeq lists its product as uncharacterized. The record is from RefSeq and is a predicted model, not a curated record. The coding region runs from base 1 to 792 and encodes 263 amino acids. NCBI's taxonomy places the organism in Eukaryota, Fungi, Mucoromycota, Mucoromycetes, Mucorales, Mucoraceae. The transcript has 7 exons. Gene Ontology annotation, molecular function: oxidoreductase activity.